Amphiprion ocellaris (clown anemonefish) is the source of this 1067-nucleotide messenger RNA. It is a transcript of the gene pkia, whose product is annotated as cAMP-dependent protein kinase inhibitor alpha. The transcript has 3 exons. Bases 146 to 373 code for a protein of 75 amino acids. Gene Ontology annotation, molecular function: cAMP-dependent protein kinase inhibitor activity. The record is from RefSeq and is a predicted model, not a curated record. Lineage: Eukaryota; Metazoa; Chordata; Actinopteri; Pomacentridae. Gene Ontology annotation, biological process: negative regulation of cAMP-dependent protein kinase activity. Gene Ontology annotation, cellular component: nucleus; cytoplasm.
GCUGACUUGACGUUGGUAAAUCCUCUUUCAUGAGCGCAAUGGGGAAUACCGAAGUGGCAAGAUUCAAGCUGAUGUGACUGACCCCUGCGAGUAUUCGGAAGCUCUUUAGCCCGGACAGGUCAUGCUAUGGUGAGGUGUGUCAGCAAUGACGGAUGUGGAGGCGACCUUUGAGGACUUCAUCGCUUCUCGACGAUCUGGCCGCAGGAAUGCCAUCCAUGAAAUCCCAGCAGCCCCUGGAGUGCAGGGACCCACUGAUCUGUCACAAAGCCUGGCACAGCUCAACAUCAAUAAGUCAGGCGAUGAGGGAGAAGACGCUGAGAAAAGCCAGGACUCUCCUGCUAAAGAAGAGGAGACUCAAGCUGAGGGUAGCUAGCUGCCAUCAGAUAUUUAUGGACUCGGUCGCUUCUGUUUUUUUUUUUUAUUUGAUCCCUGAAUGCUAAGCCUCUGACUGGCCAGUUGCAUCUAAUGACUAUGAACAGAUACAGCAAAAUCCUCUACUGCCACCCUCCUGCCAUCAGGAAGUCAUCACCAUGGCAACCACAGUGCAGUCUCCCUUCUGUACUUGGAUGUGUUUUAACCUCUUUUAAAAAAAAGCCUUGCUGCCUUUCCUUUGUGGCUGCUGAUGUGAAAUUGGAUGUGAUGUAUGGUGAACGCAGCUGACGUCAACAACCAAAACCAGCCCCGUUUGACUGUCAGCGGUCCUGAGUGGAAAGGAGUGUAGGAUAAGAGAAAGCAGGCCAUUCUAGAUUUUGGGGGCAGGCUUACGUAUUGCCACAGAAUUAAAAUUUUGUCUUCCCUCCCCCUUGUCGCCUUGAAUCAUUCAUCACUUAUGUGGCUGAAAUACUUCCAGGGAACCGAGGACAGUGACUGGACACCUACUCUUCCUCUGCUCUUCUUGCAUCAGUUUUUGCACACGUGCUCGCAUCUAUCUGUGCAAACUGUUGACUAUGUUCAGACUCCAUCACCAUUUUUUCUCUAGCUUUGUCCUUCUGUAUAUUUUGGGAGGCUUGAUGGACAUUAUCACAAAACUGCAUUUCAACACUUUCAGCAUUAAACUGAGGCCUAAA